Centruroides sculpturatus (bark scorpion) is the source of this 6640-nucleotide messenger RNA. RefSeq lists its product as uncharacterized. Bases 137 to 5743 code for a protein of 1868 amino acids. NCBI's taxonomy places the organism in Eukaryota, Metazoa, Arthropoda, Arachnida, Scorpiones, Buthidae. Gene Ontology annotation, biological process: peptidyl-tyrosine dephosphorylation. The transcript is spliced from 16 exons. Gene Ontology annotation, cellular component: cytoplasm; nucleus. Gene Ontology annotation, molecular function: non-membrane spanning protein tyrosine phosphatase activity. The record is from RefSeq and is a predicted model, not a curated record.
UCGAAAGCAUCUCUAUUGUCGCCUUAGGCUAAGUGGAAAAGGGAGAGUUUAGUUAACGUUGCAAUUUCUUUUUUGUCUUUUAAUAUUACGUUCGAGGAAAUUAUUUCCUCUCAAAAUGUUAAUUAGGUGAUAUAUAAUGACGUCAUUAAAGACUAUAUUGAAAAACUUCCUCAAUCAUGUCGAUAAAUUGGAAUCUCAGAAAAAAUUAGGACAAGAUCCAUUUGAAGAGGAAUUUCAGAAAUUGAAGGAUUUGACAGAACAAUUAAAGCAUGAUCCCAAUUACUCCUGUAGCCAAGGUGAAUGUGAUGUUAAUCGACGAAAGAAUCGAUAUAAGGAUAUUCUUCCUUAUAAUUAUACCCGUGUUGUCUUAUCUGAAUAUCCUGGAGUUCCUGGAUCUGAUUAUAUUAAUGCCAAUUACAUUAAAGGUGGUAGUGGUUCUUUGGCCUAUAUUGCAUCACAGGGACCACUUCCUAAUACCAUGGUUGAUUUUUGGCGGAUGAUAUGGGAGUGUGAAGUACAAGUAGUAGUAAUGGCUUGUAAAGAACAAGAGUCUGGUAAAUAUAAAUGUGAAUGCUAUUGGCCUGAUGAAGGAGAACAAAGACAAUAUGGGAACAUUACUGUUGAAUUGGUAAAAUGGCGCCAAGUUUGUCCUGAUUUUUUAGUUAGAACAUUAAAAGCUUGUUGGGAAGAUGAAACUAGAACAAUUUGUCAGUUCCAUUAUGCAACGUGGCCUGAUCAUGGAGUACCAACAUCCGUCCAGCCAAUUUUGGAAUUAGUUCGUCUUGUUAGGGAUUGCCAAGCGUCUGAAGCUUUGCCAGUUUUAGUUCAUUGCAGUGCUGGCUGUGGAAGAACAGGAACAAUAUGUGCUAUUGAUUAUGUUUGGGGAUUAAUGCGAAUGGGUAAAUUGACCAAAUCCUUUAGCCUAUACGAAAUUGCUGCAGAAAUGCGACGACAACGGGUAGCUAUGGUGCAGACAAAAGAACAAUAUUAUUUAGUACAUAGAGCUGUGACAGCUAUGUUUGAACAACAACUACGUGUAAUUGAUAGUCAUACUUAUGAAAAUUUAGAUGAAGAUGGUGAACCUCUUGUAUGGAAAGAACUUAGAGAUAAAAGUGAUACUAUAUAUGAAGAUGUAUAUGAAUCAACUUCAACAGAUGACAAAGAAGCUGAGAAAAGAAACCACCAAGAAUUUGAACAGGAUAAAAAUGAAUUUGAAAAUGGUCAGCAAAAAAGUCCAGCCAAGUAUUUUUCUCAAGAAUUAAAGAAUGAAGAAAAAGAAAAAUCUCAAAAAAACCUUGCUGUUGCCGGGAAUUCACAAAGAUUUUGGAAUCAACCAGAAAACAGUAUGAAUACUCAACAAAAUUUGAUAGAAGAUAGAUGUCAAGAUUCUGAGGAUGAUUCAGGCCAGUUAUCAAGAAGAAAUUCACAAAUUUUGCUUAAACUAAAAAGAGAAGAAAGUGUUAAAAGAUUAAUUUCAGGAUGGAAUAAAGUAACUGAACAUUCAGAUACUAAAAGUGUAUCUGUUAAACAAUCAGAACUUAAAUCAAAAACUAUUACAGUACAGAAUAAUAAUAUAAUUUUGCACAAUAAAGAUAAUUCAGUUGGUUUGAAUCAAAAUUCAAAGCACACUAAUGAAGUUAAAGAUUGUCUUCAACAAGAAUCUUCACAAAAAUCAAUGGCAAAAGAAAAAAGUGCAUCAGUCAGUGCUCCUCCUUUACAAGAAACAAGUAAUGGAACAGUUAAUCUAAAUUCUGAGGAAAAUUUUUCUACAAUUUUGGAUGUUGAUUCUUAUGAAGGAAAUUCUUACAGAAAGGCAGCUGGUGAAGAAAGACAUCUGCAAGGAAAACUUAUUGGCAAAGCUACAGUUAUUAGACGUCCUAGUAUAGCAAAAUUAAAAGCCUUAUUUGAAAAAUCACUUAAUGUUGAAUCUGAUUCUAAUGUUGGAUUACAAACGCCUCAGAGACGGCAUCCUCUUUUUAGAAGUCACAGUCAUCACCUCAGUAGAGAAUUUCGACCACAGCAAGAGAGAGAAACAGUUCUUAGGAUGGUUGCUAGGAAACUAUUACGUUCUCCAUUAAGAGAAUUGCAGCACAGCAGACAAAAUGAUUCAAAAAAUUCAUAUUCAGAAACACCAAUGUCUGCAGCUGCAGAAAUUGAAUGCUUGACUUUGUUAUGUUCAGAAGAAAAAAGUGCAUCUCAGAUACAAGAAUUAAGUAAAGCAGUUAAAACUUUGAGUUUUGAAUCUUCUGAAGAUAAAUUAAUUUUGGAAGAGCUUUGUAAAAAACACUCUCUUCGAAAUGUGUCUGAAAAUUCAUUUCAAAAUGAAAUUACUAAUAAGCAAACAGAUUCUGGUCAUACAGAAGAAUGCUUGCAAGUUUUAAAUGAUAAAACUGAAUCAGUUCCAAAAAGCAAAGAAACUUCUAAAGAAAUAGAGAAAUAUUCUACAUCUCACAAAAAAUUAUCACGUUUAAAUGAAAAAGGAAAUAAUCUAAUUGAGAAUUCAUUUACUUCUAAUUAUAUGACCAAAUCAUCUGUAACAAAAACUAAUGCAGUUUAUACACCAAAUGUUCCAGAACUACCAGUUAAGAAAAAACCAUUACAGCAAUUUGGAUCACCAAAUCACAGAGGAGCAAAUUGGAUCAAUAAUGAAAAAGAUGAUAAUUUUGAAAGAACUUGCACAACUCACAAGAAUGAAUCAGUUUUAAAGGACAAAGGUGAGCUUUCACUUGAUGGUUCAGGUGAUUAUGUGGUGCUUCGAACUAGAGAUCCCACAAUUGAUGUAGCUUUUUCUCGUAAACGAUCACAAGAAGAGGGUAUCUAUGGAACUAUCAAACAUCAGUCUGUAAAUAGGGAUCCCAAAACUGAAGAAUACAUUCCAUGCUAUGCCAAACCUGUUACUGUUCCAAUAUCUAAUAUGGUACAGUCAGACAAUGUUUCAGCAGUGAGAUCAAAUGAUAUGCAAAAACAAUAUCAGGUAAAAGAUUUACAGAAUAAAUACUCAAAUUCAACACAUUGUACAGAUAUAGAAAAAAAAUGUGCAGAUUUCUAUGAUGAGAACAAUUUUGGUAAGAUAAACAAUAAAGAAUGUGUAGAACAAAGAAACAACAUUUUUACAUAUGACAAAAGUAAUCAGAUAAAUAAGUUGUCUUCAUCUAAAAUUGCACAUUCUGUAAAAGCUACAGAUAUAAUUCACAAUCCAAAUAAUGUUCAGUACACAAACAUUAAUGUUACAACUAAGAAAAAUAUAGCUCAGAUUGAAAAUAUUUUGAAUCAUCAUCCAAGAGGAGCCAUUUUAGAUUUAACAUCAAGAAAAUCAUAUAUUUUAAGUGAUUCUCAUGCUGUUGGAGAAAAUAAUGAAAAUACAUCGUCUAAUGCUGUAUGUGCUUUAAAAAAUUCACCUGAGAAAGCUUGUCUUCCAGUAAAUUCUAAAUUAAAAUAUGAACAACUGUGGUCACCUCAAAAUAAUACUUCAGAAAUGAUAAAUAAAUCUGAUGUUGAAAAUAAGCAAGAAGCAAAAUCUUAUAAUAAUAAUUCAUUAAAUGAAACGCAUUUAGCACAUGAAUGGAAUAAGCAGAUGUAUGGAGUUCAGCAUUACAGAUUAAAUCAAGAAUCUGGAAACUCUAGAAAUUUACUUUUGCAUAGUCCAACACCAAAAUCGAAGCGUUUACAUCUUCCACGAACAUCAAACAAACCAAAGAAUCAGCAUUAUAAUGUAUAUGAAAGUCCAUCUCUUAUAAAUAAUAAGGGUGAAAAAGAUAUUUAUCAUUGUAAACAAAUUUCCACAGAAAUGGGUGAUUUAAAACUUGAACGACAUUUAAAUCAUAAUAAUGCUGCAACUUAUAAUGUAAUGUCUGAAAAUUCUCAAAAAGAAGAAAAAAUUGAAUCAGUUGAAACUACUACACCAAAAGAAUGCUUUAAUAAGCAAUGCCAAAACAAAGAGUAUAGAAUAGCUUCAGAAAACAGUAGGGGGAUUUAUCAGUCUCCUGGAGGAAAUUUAGAAAAAUCUGCACAGAAUCAAACAUUUGAUUCUUCUAAUCACAAUAAUUCAUUCCUUAAUAAAACAAAUAAUUCAAAUUCUAAUAAUGUUCAUUCUCCUAAACAUCAUAGUUAUGAAAGUAUUUAUGGUCAUUUAGAACAAUUUGUAAAAAGAAAGCAACAGAAAUUAGAUUCUGAUUAUGAAUAUGUUUAUCCAGCAAACAAUUCUAAAUCAAGAGACCCAAAAUAUGAAGAUGUAAUUAUUAAUACUACAGAUGAAACUUCUGUCAAAAAACCCUUCUCUUCACCAUCUCAUACAAAUAAUAAAUGGAUGAAUGUUUGUGAAAAUAUACCAGGAAGUGAAAAUUGGAAGUUAAAAAAAACUCAUUCACCCCAGAAUGAUAAAAUUCAGAAUUAUGCUAUGGGACCUCCCAAACCACCCAGAACAUUUAGUCAGAUGCUUCCUGUACAGAAAGAGAAUUUUCAACUAUCGACAAAUGUUAAACAGCCAAUUGCUUCCAAUGAUGGUGGUCGUUUACUUGUACCUGUUGCAUCACCAAAGUCUGUUUCAAAACAAUAUUAUAGUCAAAUGCAAAAUAACAGAAAUGAACUCAAAUCUUCUACCUGCUUUCAUAAAGAUUCACAGAACAUUGGUGUUCCUAAUAAAUCACAAUCUUUAUCAUCAUGGCUUCAAGAUUCAACAUAUGUUACCAAUGAUGGAACAGCUGUUAAUAAAAAUUCUUGUGCAAUAUAUAGUUUGCCUUCACCUUCACAUGAAAUUCAAGUUAAUUCAAAUUUGCAUAAUAGAAAUCAACCAAAUUCACCCUACCAUCAAAAGUUAAAAAAUGUACCAAUAUAUGCAACAGUAAGAGAACAUUUUCCAGUAAGAUAUCAACCAGAAAAAUCUCAAAUUUUAAAAAAUGCAAACACUUAUGAAAAUAUUUAUGAUGCUCAGAAAAUUUAUUAUGGAAUCAAUCCUGCUCAAGCUGAAAAUUACAUGGGACGAUCUAGUCAACAAAUAGCUAUGCAUGGAUUGAGGCAUUCUCAGUCUGAUGCAAGUGUAUAUGUUGCUCUUCGAUCAAUGAGACCAAUGAACAAUGAUUCUGUAGACAUGAGACCUCAACUUCCAUCUUACAAUGAAGCUGUAAGACCCAGAAGGGUUGGUGAACUCAAUAAUGUAAACAGAAGUAAAUUAGAUAUUUCAUAUGGAAUGGAACAAAGGAGAUGUCGUGAUGAUAUGGACAUCAGACCAUCAGCAGUUUCCAGGUUGAAGCAGGAAGCACAUGCUCGUAGGAGUAUGGUUGAGUGGGAUCUAGGAAUGACUGUAGCUCCUGAUUCUCAGGAUACUGCAGAUAUGGCAGAAUAUUCUCAAGUUAUUAGAAAGCCAGGAGUUAAAAAAAUGAAUACAAGAACAGAAAAGAUGCAAAAAGAUGACUUACCUCCAACAGUCCCACAAAAAACAAGAGGAGCAUAUGAAAUGCCAGAUGCAAAUCAAGCUAAAGAAGGCCGUGAAAAAAGCAACAGAGAUGGAAAUGGACACAGUGGUUUUGGUGGAACAAUAUCUAAAGCUUUUGGAAAAUUUACACUUUUUACAAAGUUUGGAUCUAAAAAUGAACAAAAUAAUCAACCUCAAGUUUCAGGAGUCGUAAAUAAAGAUGGGCAAGGAAAGAAAACUAAUGAAAAUACCAAGGUGUUUAGUUUUCCACAUCGUCUGCCUCGGAAACCCCGUGGUUCUAAACAUCCUCCAAAACAGUGGACUCAAGUAUGAUCCAAAACUGAACAAGAAAUCUAAUUUGCUUCAAAAUACAGUAUUGACUAACAUUUUUUGACAGGCACAAUUUUUGAACUACAUAGAAACAUUUAUAUAAGAAAUUUUACAUUUUGAAUUUAUAACAUGCAAUUUCAUAUUUUGUAAAUUUGUAUCAAAGUUAAUUACUUGUUUGUUAAACAUUCCUUGUUCUAAUUAGAUUUAGGACUUCUCACAUAUCUCUCAUAUAAUUUCGUCAUAAUUUAAUUUAAAAUAUUUAUUGUAAUAAUUUUGAGAUUUUAAAUCUUAAAUAUUUUAAAAUUUAUAUGAAAUGAAAACAGAAAAUGGGAAUUAAUUGCCAAAAGUGACAGAAAGGGCUUCCACAUAUUGAAAUUAGAAUUCAAAUUUCAUGAUUUAGAUCUUUUUCUAAUUAAAUAUUAUUUGAUACUUCUUAAUGACAUAUCUUCUUUGAUUUAAUGUAAAAUUUAUAUUCAUUUUGGAUUUUUGUAACUAAAUUUUAAAUGCAACAAAACAAAUAUAUAUAUAUAUAUAAACAUAAAUUGGUAAUAUAUACACGUAAAUUGAUAAAUUUUGAAAGAUAUCUACAAUAUAGAAAGUAUUUAAAUGUGGAAAAAAUUAUAAUAUAAAAAUUGGCUUCUGCUAAAUCUUGAUUACUAUCAGAAAAUUAAAUAUAGUGCCUCCAACACAAUACAGUGCCUGAUGUUUGGUGAAAUGCAAACAAUUGCAUUUCCUACAACAUACAGUAAAUUGAUUAUGGCAUAGAAUGAUAUUUAUCUAAUAAAAGCAAUAUCUAAUGAUAAGAAGUAAUUUAAAAUAAUUUAUUUUUAUCAUGAAGACAAUAUAAUUUUUAUAAAAAGUUAAAAUCCAAAGCUUAUUGAAUACUUUUUAAUCCAGUAU